Molecule: messenger RNA, 3976 nt
Organism: Xyrauchen texanus (razorback sucker)
Lineage: Eukaryota; Metazoa; Chordata; Actinopteri; Cypriniformes; Catostomidae
Product: ATP-dependent RNA helicase A protein-like
Exons: 28
Coding region: 137-3976 (1279 amino acids)
Biological process (GO): positive regulation of transcription by RNA polymerase II; regulation of mRNA processing
Cellular component (GO): nucleolus; intracellular anatomical structure; ribonucleoprotein complex
Molecular function (GO): 3'-5' DNA/RNA helicase activity; 3'-5' DNA helicase activity; ATP binding
Source: RefSeq, a predicted model, not a curated record
UCGUGCGUAUCCACUUCCGGUUCUGAUCUGCACAAUGUGUGCAUUUUCUUUGUUAUGGCGGGUUUUCGUGUAACAUACACAUUUGUCUGAACAUUUUGUGUGUUUACUAGAGGGGAUCGUUAUCAGGCCUUCAACAAUGGCAGACAUUAAAAACUUCCUGUAUGCUUGGUGUGGGAAAAAGAAGAUAACGCCAAACUAUGACAUCCGAACAGCUGGAAAUAAAAACAGACAGAAGUUCACGUGUGAGGUGCGUGUCGAGGGUUACAAUUACAUCGGUAUGGGAAACUCCACAAACAAGAAGGAUGCCCAGUCCAACGCUGCCCGAGAUUUUGUGAAUUAUCUUGUCCGAACAAAAGAGAUCAAUGCUAAUGAAGUUCCUGCUGUAGGGGUCAGUGUGCCAGAUGGAGGAAAUGAAGAAGGUGGUGGGUUUGGAAACCUCCCAUCCAACUGUCCACUACCUCCACAUCUGGCUGUGAAAAAUGAACCAAGUGACGGGCCUAAUGAACCUCAGCGUUCUGCACCUGUCCGUGGAGUUACUGGUUUGGGCUACUCAGGCUUUGGUAAUGCUCAAUGGGAGCGAGGAGCUAACCUGCAGGAGUACUACUCCAAGCGAGAUGACCAGGAAGCCAAAGCGACCUUAGAAUCGGAGGAGGUUGAUCUGAACGCUGGCCUGCAUGGGAACUGGACUCUGGACAAUGCAAAGGCUCGUCUGAACCAGUUUUUUCAGAAGGAGAAAAACCAAACUGACUACAAAUAUAGUCAAGUGGGGCCUGACCACAACAGGAGUUUUAUUGCUGAGAUGACACUCUUCGUGAGACAACUGGGUAGAAAGAUUUUUGCCCGUGAGCAUGGUUCUAAUAAGAAGCUGGCCGCCCAGUCUUGUGCUCUGUCUCUUGUCCGUCAGCUUUACCAUUUGGGGGUUAUAGAAUCCUAUACGGGGCAGACCAAGAAGAAAGAGGGAGAAAGUGUGGAUGUAUAUGAAGUGAAUCUUAGUGAUGAUCUUCAUCAUCAAGUGCAAAGUUUUGUGCAGGAACUUGCCAUCCAAAUCCCUCCACCUCCUCAGGACCCCAGCAGUCCGGUUUCUCUGGUGCAGGGGAAGUUGGCUCACUUUGAGCCUUCACAGAGGCAGAGCAUGGCAGGAGUGGUGCCAUGGUCUCCUCCGCAGGUCAACUGGAACCCCUGGACCAGCAGCAACAUCGAUGAAGGACCACUGGCAUUUUGCACCCCAGAACAGAUCAGUGGAGACCUGCAACAUGAGCUCAACAUUCAACUCGAGCAGGACAAGAACCUGCAGACGAUUCUUUCAGAGCGAAAUCACCUGCCAGUGAAGAACUUUGAAGAACAAAUCAUGUCCGCCAUCCACAAUAACUCUGUGGUCAUCAUUCGUGGAGCCACAGGCUGUGGAAAGACCACCCAAGUUCCUCAGUACAUCUUGGAUGAGUUCAUACAUGGAGGCAGAGCUGCUGAAUGCAAUAUCAUUGUUACGCAGCCGAGACGGAUCAGUGCUGUGUCAGUGUCAGAACGUGUGUCUUUUGAGAGAGGAGAGGAGGUGGGAAAAAGCUGUGGCUACAGUGUGCGCUUUGAGUCUGUCUUACCCAGACCUCACGCCAGCAUCCUCUUCUGCACAGUUGGUGUGUUGCUGAGGAAGCUCGAAUCUGGUAUCCGUGGCAUCAGUCAUGUGAUUGUGGAUGAAAUCCAUGAGAGGGACUUAAAUACUGAUUUCCUGUUGGUAGUGUUGAGAGAUGUAAUCCAGGCCUACCCUGAAGUGCGCAUCAUCCUUAUGUCUGCCACCAUUGACACCACUAUGUUUAGAGAAUACUAUUUUAACUGUCCAAUCAUCGAGGUGCAUGGACGUGCACAUACCGUACAAGAGUAUUUUCUGGAAGACUGCAUCCAGAUAACCCAGUUUGUACCACCACCUAUGGAUAGAAAGAAAAAAGAUAAGGAUGAAGAUGGUGGAGAGGAAGAGGUGAACUGUAAUGUUAUCUGCGGACCUGAGUAUACUCCAGAGACCAAGCGUGCCAUGUCUCAGCUGAAUGAGAAGGAAACUCCAUUUGAGCUGAUAGAGGCUUUGCUGAAGUACAUUGAAACGCUACAAGUGCCUGGAGCGGUGCUGGUCUUCCUGCCAGGCUGGAACCUCAUCUAUUCCAUGCAGAAACAUUUGGAGAUGAACCCGCACUUUGGUGGUCGUCAUUACAAAAUUCUGCCCCUCCACUCUCAGAUCCCCAGGGAUGAACAAAGGAGAGUGUUUGAACCUGCUUCUGAUGGUGUAACUAAGGUGAUUUUGUCCACCAACAUCGCAGAGACCAGCAUCACCAUUAACGACGUGGUCUUCGUCAUCGACUCCUGCAAGCAGAAAGUGAAGUUGUUCACCUCUCACAACAACAUGACAAACUACGCCACAGUGUGGGCCUCCAAGACCAACCUUGAGCAGAGGAAGGGACGAGCUGGUCGAGUCAGGCCAGGCUUCUGCUUUCACCUGUGCAGCAGAGCUCGUUUUGACAAACUAGAGACCCACUUGACUCCAGAAAUCUUCCGCACACCACUGCAUGAGGUGGCACUCAGCAUUAAGCUACUAAGACUUGGUGCCAUUGGGCAGUUCCUUUCCAAAGCUAUUGAGCCCCCUCCAUUGGAUGCUGUUAUUGAGGCAGAACAUACACUUAGAGAGCUGGAUGCUUUAGACUGUAAUGAUGAGCUGACUCCACUGGGACGCAUUCUGGCCAAACUCCCAAUAGAACCUCGUCUGGGAAAGAUGAUGAUCAUGGGAUGCAUCUUUAAUGUUGGAGAUGCAGUAUGCACCAUCUCAGCAGCAUCCUGUUUCCCUGAGCCCUUCAUCAAUGAGGGAAAACGCCUUGGCUUUGUCCAUAGGAAUUUUGCUGGUACACGUUUCUCAGACCACGUGGCUUUACUCUCUGUCUUUCAGGCCUGGGAUGAAGUCAGAAUGGGAGGUGAAGAUGCAGAAAUCAGGUUUUGUGAGCACAAGAGGCUGAACAUGCCAACUUUAAGGAUGACCUGGGAGGCCAAGGUUCAGCUGAAAGAUAUCCUUGUUAACGUGGGCUUCCCUGAAGAGUGCCUCAUGAAUCAAAUGUUUAACAAUGUGGGACCAGACAAUAACUUGGAUGUGGUGAUCUCUUUGCUGACGUUUGGCUCUUACCCCAACGUGUGUUACCACAAAGAGAAAAGGAAGAUCCUAACCACAGAGGGCCGAAAUGCUCUCAUUCACAAAUCCUCAGUCAACUGUCCUUUCAGCAACCAUGAUAUGGCUUACCCAUCUCCCUUCUUUGUCUUCGGGGAAAAGAUCCGAACUCGAGCCAUCUCAGCCAAAGGAAUGACUCUUGUCAGCCCUCUUCAGCUUAUUCUUUUUGGCUCAAAAAAGAUCACCUCCAAUGGGGAAAUUGUUGAGCUUGAUGACUGGAUCAAAUUGCAGAUUCCCCAUGAUGUAGCUGGUGGUGUAGCAGCCCUGAGGGCAGCUAUGGAAGCCCUAGUGGUGGAGGUGACCAAAGACCCAGAAUACAUUAGAAAUUUGGAUCCCCUCAAUGAGCGCUUGCUGAACGUCAUACGGCUUGUGUCUAGGCCAUCAUCAGCGGGCAUCAACCUCAUGGCCACUAACCAACGAUUUGGAGAUGGGCCACGGCCACCCAAGAUGGCCCGUACUGACUUCGGAGGGGGUGGAGAGUUCAGGGGCCGAGGCAGAGGAGGAUACAGGGGAGGUGGUGGCGAUGGAGGAUACAGAGGUGGUGGAGGCAGCUUUAGAGGGUCCGGAGGAUAUCGUGGUGGGGGUGGAUACAGGGGAUCUGGAGGAUACCGGGGGGGUGGUGGAGGUGGUGGUGGAUACAGGGGGGGUGGAGGUGGUGGAUACAGGGAGGGUGGAGGUGGUGGAUACAGGGGGGGUGGUGGAGGUGGAUACAGGGGGGGUGAAGGAAAUGGAGGGAGGGGAUUCAGAGGAGGCUGGGGAGGAGAUCGAGGUGGCUUUUAA